Molecule: messenger RNA, 3944 nt
Organism: Cervus elaphus (red deer)
Lineage: Eukaryota; Metazoa; Chordata; Mammalia; Artiodactyla; Cervidae
Gene: PCMTD1
Product: protein-L-isoaspartate (D-aspartate) O-methyltransferase domain containing 1
Exons: 6
Coding region: 262-1332 (356 amino acids)
Biological process (GO): protein modification process
Cellular component (GO): cytoplasm
Molecular function (GO): protein-L-isoaspartate (D-aspartate) O-methyltransferase activity
Source: RefSeq, a predicted model, not a curated record
GGUGGCGGCGGCGGCGGCGGCUGCUCCUGCGGCGGACGUGUUGUUUUGGCGGCGGCGCUGGCUGCUGAGGAGCCAACCGAGACCCAGCGCCUCACCAGCACCGGCUGCGGCGGGCCCACCGACCGCGUCGCCACAGGAUUAAUUUAUUUUUGGAAAUCAAGUGCAAUAUUAAAAGGAAAACAAAACCACACUACAUUAUUGGAAGCCAUUUCUGCUAAUUUUAUUACAGUUUAAAAUUUAUGGUUUGAUUUGAAUACUAUCAUGGGAGGAGCUGUGAGUGCUGGGGAAGAUAAUGAUGACUUAAUUGAUAACUUAAAAGAAGCCCAGUAUAUCCGCACUGAAAGAGUGGAGCAAGCCUUCAGAGCGAUUGAUCGCGGAGAUUACUAUUUGGAAGGCUACCGAGACAAUGCGUACAAAGACUUAGCCUGGAAGCAUGGCAACAUACACUUGUCAGCACCUUGCAUUUAUUCUGAAGUUAUGGAAGCCUUGAAACUUCAACCAGGAUUGUCUUUUCUUAACCUGGGAAGUGGAACCGGAUAUUUAAGUACAAUGGUGGGCUUAAUUUUAGGUCCUUUUGGAAUAAAUCAUGGGAUUGAACUUCAUUCAGAUGUGGUGGAAUAUGCCAAGGAAAAGCUGGAGAGCUUCAUCAAAAAUAGUGAUAGCUUUGAUAAGUUUGAGUUCUGUGAGCCUGCAUUUGUGGUUGGUAAUUGCCUGCAGAUAGCAUCGGACAGUCAUCAGUAUGAUCGAAUCUACUGUGGAGCUGGGGUCCAGAAAGACCAUGAGAACUACAUGAAGAUUCUGCUGAAAGUCGGGGGCAUUCUGGUCAUGCCCAUAGAGGACCAGUUAACACAAAUUAUGCGAACUGGACAGAACACUUGGGAAAGUAAAAACAUUCUUGCUGUGUCAUUUGCUCCACUUGUGCAGCCAAGUAAGAAUGACAACGGCAAGCCAGACUCUGUGGGCCUCCCCCCCUGUGCUGUCAGGAACCUGCAGGACUUGGCUCGCAUUUACAUCCGACGCACACUUAGGAAUUUCAUAAAUGAUGAGAUGCAGGCCAAGGGGAUUCCUCAGAGGGCUCCGCCCAAAAGGAAGAGGAAGCGGGUCAAGCAGAGGAUUAACACUUACGUCUUUGUGGGCAACCAACUCAUCCCCCAGCCUCUCGACAGUGAGGAGGACGAGAAGAUGGAGGAAGACAAAGAGGAGGAGGAGAAGGAGCCGGGCGAAGCCUUGAAGCCAGAGGAGCCACCCCAAAACCUGCUGCGGGAGAAGAUCAUGAAGCUGCCCCUGCCAGAGUCUCUAAAAGCCUACUUGACAUACUUCAGGGAGAAGUAGCUUAGAGCAAGAAGAAAGGAUGCCUACUGAUAAUUCCUUGCGUCUUGAAAAUGUAGCAUUUGUUAGGAGUUGAAAGAAAGAAUUCUCUUUUAUCAGAGUGAAUUUAUAGUGGAAAAAAGUAUAACUUGUUUCUGUCUUAGUAAUAAAAAUGAUGUAUUCAGUGAUUAAAAAGAAUCCCUUUUAUAAAAUAUAUUUUUCUUUAAAUCUUGGAAAAAUUGCUGUUUUAACUCAGAGCAGCUUCAGGAGUGGAACUCAGCCGUAGUCAGGACUGGGUCUGCAGAUCCCCGUUUGGUUCCUGACAGAACUAGUUAGUAGUGGUGAGGGCUGGACUUAACUUCCCUCAGGGAGACACAAUCAUGAAGCGCACGUGAUCGGAUUUGAACUGCAGUCGUGCGCAGUUCCUGCAUGGGAACUGUCUAGCAAGGAAGGCAGACGCUUUGCAGACCCCCUACUUGCGUUGCAGUCCCCACUGCCAAGUUGCUGUAGACCUACUCCGGGCAAUGUAUGAGUGCAAUAACAAUGCAGAUACUGAAUAAUUUAGCUUUAAAAACCCACGUUUCAUGGAAUUCAACAGCACCGCUACUCUCGCUUUUGAAUCUGUUGCCAAAAGACAUGGGGAAAACGUUUGCUUCUCUCAUCAAGAUUUUAAGAGCACAUCAAGUGAAUAUCAGAGUAAAACAUACAUGCUUAAUGCAGCUCUUAGUUUGUAUGGACCCUUGACAUUUUCAGUAUUUAAACAUGAUGAGGCUGUGUUACUCCGAAGUUUUAGAAGGUAGUGGUAUAUUUAGGACUGUUUUCCCUGUCGUCCACUGUAUAGAGUAUUUGGUUCAGGAGAGGCAUAGUUCUGUGUGACUGUCGGUGGCUCGUGGGUGAGUUAGGCUGGAGCGGGCUGGCCACAGGUGCACUUUAGCAGAGGGAGCUUCUGGUUGGUUGCAGGUUUGCCCUGGGAAGGUAGGGCAGAACAGCCUGCCCUGGUCUGAAACUCACCUCUGUGGUGUCGGGAGCGUUCACAGAAAUGACGUGUAGAUGCCUUUUGCUUUGAAAAUCCGGAAUCAUAGUUUAAUCUUGGGACCUGCAUUGGGCUCAUUUAACUUCUUCCCGUGUUUUUAUUUUGUGGUUGUUUCUUGUGGUAAAAUAACAGUGAUUUUCGUUUUUCGCUUAAUAUCACAUACUUUAUUCAUUAUUUGAAUGUCAGUGGUAAAACAGGUAGUAAAUGCCAUUCUUAGCUUACUAGGGCCUGAAGAGUCAUUCCUUGCUUAUGAAAGUAAACAGUGUAGCCUAUUUACUAUUUAGUGUUCUGAUGGAUUAUAUGUAUUUAUAGAAGGAAGAAUUUUGAGAGUGUCACUGCCACCAGCAUCACUGUUACAACUGUUGAUCAGACAUGCUUGAGGAAAUGCAGUCACAGUGCAGUUGAAGGACUAUGAUGUUCUGCAGAGGUUCACACAUGGAUGGUUCCAAAAACACCUCAGUUCUGAAAACUCUACACAUGUAAAAACAAGUGUUGGAAAUAUUCUGAGCAUGAAUUAUCCCAGGAUCCCUUUAGUAACGUCAAAGAUGAUUUCAUGAAAGCUGUUGGUUUUAUACCAGUGACUGAGCUGGGGGUUGGGGGUAUAGUGUCUCCACAGGGUUUCUUAGAUGACUACUAAGCUGUAGUUACUGUUACGUGCCCAUCUCAUUUCUGUCAAGGAAAAACAAUUGUUUCAUACAGUUAUCAUAUUAGAAAUGGUCAUUUUAUUUUGAAACAAAUGUGUUUUAGGAGAUUACUUGUACCCCCACCCUAGCUUUGUUGAUUUUGAAGCAAGUGUCCACGUAUGUAAAGAUAACCUUUUCUUAAAUGAUUUUACUAUUCAUGAGGGAAGUUUUUGUUAAGGAUAUAUUUGAAGAUUGACUUUUUCAUAUCAGCUUUCAUUCUGUUGGCCUUGGCAAAAUGUACAAUAGAUUUUCAUAAUCAUUGCCUAUUUUGGUUGUUGAAAUGUAUCUUUUGUGUUUUUAAAUGCAUUUGUUUUACAGUUGUGACUUUACUAUUGAAGAAGUAGAAAUAAAAAAUGAAAUUUUAAGUGAAAGCCCUUUAUCUAUUAAUGGGAAUAUAUUAGAGUGAUUGAGGAUAUUUUGGGUGUUUAUUUUUUAAUGAAUCAUGUUAUAUUUGAGUGUGAAUAAUUAUGCUUUAUAGGUGGAGAGGUUGCAAAUAAUGAUGAAGUAAUUGGAAGGUGAUAAGCAGUGCAUUCAUGGGGUUUUACAGCAGGAUAAGCUUUAUUUAUUUUGAAGAGAGGAAGUAGGCCUGAAGGGGGGAGCAACACUUCCCUAAGUGAGACUUCCCUAAGCUGGUUGGAGAUGGCGUGAAAUACUGUCCAGCAUCUGAUAAAGUCCAAAAACUGCCAGCCACACUGUAACUACCAGGAAGGUCAUUUAAAUCUGUGCUGCUUGUUGGUUGAUAUAUCUUGGUUCUAGUAUUAAUAAAGAUGUCAUUAAAAUAGCAUUCAUAGUUAAAAUACAGAAAAUGUAAGCAUCGGUUUCUAGCUGUUUGAGAGGAUAAAAGUGAAGCAAAAGCUGUUAAAUUACAGGAAAACUUGGAAAACUAUUUUAAAUAAACACUUGCAUAUAAUUAAGCAUCA